AUGCUGCGCCAGGCUAUUCAAGGAGCCCGAUGGUGUCAGCAUGUCGCUCGCAGCUCAGCGACACGCGCUCCACGCCGGGCCUUCUCCGCCGUAUCUCCGCGACGUCUUGAUUUUGGCGGACCGAACGACAAAGUGAAUUUCUACGAGCUGGAUUCUCCCAAAGGCACCCGACGAAAAGUGGACCCCGAGGCAGGAGAUAAUGCAGAACGAGAGGAUAUCGCGAAAGAGCUUGCGGGGCUCAAGGAUGAAUUAAAGGUUCUGGAAGAGGGACCUUUCCACCCCGACCGCCCUUUCAUGCAGAGCUUGUCAGAAGAGAACAGAAAGAUCGCCCUGGAAGCUCUACGAAAAUUCGAUGAAGAAAACCCCGUGCCCGCAGAUCAACCCACACUGGACGAGGUUUUCGAUGAGGAACUUGACGAGAUGCUACGGGAGGGAUUCGAAGGUCUCGCCAACGAGGAAGCGAAUUGGGAGGAUAGCGCCAAAUCAAAAAAGCUUCUAGCUGCGAAAAAAGCUGCUGCUGCGAAGCGAGCGGGGGCUGACUCCCAUCCAUAUGCCGUCAGGUUCAGGACCGCCCUAAUUCGGUUCGAAUCGAAGACGUCAGACGAACGGGCGCGACUAAAUCUGUGGAAGUGGUACAGACGAUGCAAGCAGGCUAUUCCGGGAUUUUUGACCAUAAUGCCAGUGGGGACACUUGACGCGGUUUGGAAAGCGCAAGCAUCGGGAGAGGCUGAUGCAAUUUUGCGCUCAACACAUAUGCAACUUUUGGUUCAUGAUGCCAGAUCGAUCGGACACGAGCUCAGCACGCCCCAGAUUCUGUUCUAUAUUGCAUCCCUACAUGACGCCAGCGCCACCAGUCUUGCGUUAGAACAAUGGGAAGCAUACCAGGCCGAGUUGUCUCAAAAGAAACAGGAUUUAGAGCAAUACUGGAAACUUGGUGUGCGUUUGUUUGCAGCAGAUCAAAACCCUCAGAGGGCCCAGGAUAUUGCCUUGGCAUUUUUGGCCAACGAUAAAACUCGCCAGCCGCGGGUCCUCAUUCCAGUCAUUUUAGCAUGGGGAAACUUGCCUGGGAAGGAGGCCGAAGUGAAGGCCUGGGCACUUUACCUGCAGUUGAAAACAUUCCUUGGCUCGGAAAUGACUAUGGAGGACUAUGACAAGAUCAGCAUUGGCCUACUUGCCGCAGGUCGCUUGGAUACUGCCGUCGCAAUCUUCAAGGAUAUGAUGGUUACAGGGCAAGAUCCGGCCAAUGACUCGACUGCUCUUUACAAGUCUGCGUUGGGUCUGGCCGGUAACCUUCAUGCGUCUAGCAUCGACGAGAAGGCUGUCAACAAAGUUUCCCUGUCUGUGCUGAAGUUACUACCACGUCGGUUCCAGAAUCGGUUCUUCUAUGCCAGUUGGAUGAAGAAGCUCAUUGGCAUGGGUGAAGUCGACUCAGCAGCACUGGUCAUUGAGCUCAUGUAUGAGCGUGGCGUGAAACCUGAUAGCAAGCAUUUGAAUGGAAUCAUCGCGGGCUGGCUCCGCGAUGGAAGCACAACUGCACGCGAAAAAGCAGAGCGACUCGCUUGGGCGAUGAUUCAGCACCGCAUUGAUUCCGCCUGGAAACGAUUCCAACCCGGCGGCAUCUCCCCGCGCCUUGAAAUCGCGCAUGACUCAGAAGUCCGUUUGCCUCGUUUCAUGCAGAGACAAGUACCGCCUGCGACCAUCGAAACCUUCUCCAUCCUCCUCUUACAUUACACUCGCCGCGGUGAUGACGACAUGGUCAAAUAUCUGAUCAAGUGUCUCGGAGACGCUCAGAUCAAACCAAACUCCUACUUCAUGAAUCAUCUCCUGUACGCAGAACUUCGCAAACAAGAUGUGCGGUCCCUCUGGACCAAAUUCCAAAGUUUGUCUGCCGCCAUUCGACCCGACCUGGAAACCUACGCUUGUCUUUGGGACUGCGCCAAGCUUCAAUACGACCGCGGACGCACUGCAUUUGACAUAGGCUUCCCAACAGCACGUCAGCUUUAUUCUAACAUGGUCUCUUGGUACUCUCAAUUAUCUCCCAGCAGCCAAAAAGCCACACGAGAACAGAUGCCCAAAGAACUGUACGACCAAAUCGUGCGCUGUUUCUGUCUUUCAAAAGAUGUCUCUGGUACACUGGUCGCCAUCCACUCAAUGAACUCCAUCUUUGGCUUCGCACCGGACGACACCACCGCCCGCCUGAUCAUAGUCCAAGUUGCACGCCUAGCUGCGGUACCAGCCGAAACCCCCAAACGACGUCUCCGUCGAUUGUCUUCAACGCCGCGAAGCAAGGAAAACAUCGGCCAAGUCAGCCGAUUGUUGGAGAUUCUGAAUGACCGGAAGGCUGAGAGUUUGCGAGUGCAGGGACUAAGUGUUGAUCAGUUGGAUCCCGAGGAAAUGAAGCAAUAUCAACUGGAGAUUAUGGGUAGCAUGCUUCGCGUCGUGUUAAGCCGAACUGAUGCUUUGGACCCAGACCAGAUUGAGGACAAGCUCGAGGCAGUAGCGAAGGAAAUGAAGGUUGGGCAGCUUGACCUGGGAUCCCCUUUGGGAAUGUACGAUAGCAAGCUUCUUUGA
Messenger RNA from Penicillium brevicompactum, 2571 nucleotides. Its product is annotated as pentatricopeptide repeat protein. Bases 1 to 2571 code for a protein of 856 amino acids. The transcript has a single exon. Gene Ontology annotation, molecular function: protein binding. NCBI's taxonomy places the organism in Eukaryota, Fungi, Ascomycota, Eurotiomycetes, Eurotiales, Aspergillaceae. The record is from RefSeq and is a predicted model, not a curated record.